Capsicum annuum is the source of this 1398-nucleotide messenger RNA. RefSeq lists its product as uncharacterized. NCBI's taxonomy places the organism in Eukaryota, Viridiplantae, Streptophyta, Magnoliopsida, Solanales, Solanaceae. Bases 1 to 1398 code for a protein of 465 amino acids. The record is from RefSeq and is a predicted model, not a curated record. The transcript is spliced from 2 exons.
AUGGAGAAGCUAUUAAAGAGAGUUGAGGCUACCAAUGCUGGGGUGACAAUAAUGAAGAGUGACUUAUCUUCCAAGAGUCACCUAGUGAAUUCGCACUCAACUUCUAUUAAGCGGUUGGAGAAGCAGAUGAGCCAACUCUCAGUCACAUUUAAUCAGAGGAAGAGUGGUACCUUUCCUAGCGAUACAGUGCAGAAUCCUCAGAACGAUAACUCUUCUAUAGAAGCUACCACUCGGAGUGGUAAAGUAUUAUCUAGCCCUUUUGUGGGCAAAGCUGUGAGCGACGACGUGAUUGAAGUAGAGCAAGUUGAUGAGUUAGAGGAAGCCAAGAAAAAAGAGAAGGAGGCAGUGGUUACUACUCUUCCAAAACCAUGGUCGCCCUUUCCUCAAAGAUUGAAGAAGAUAACGGAUAAUACAAGGUUUAGCAAAUUCAUGGCUAUACUGAAACAACUGACGGUGAAUGUGCCUUUAGUAGAGGCAUUAGAGCAGAUGCCUGGGUAUGCCAAGUUCAUGAAAGACCUGGUGACGAAGAAGAGAGCGAUGAGCUAUGAACCGGUAGAUAACCUUUAUCACUGUGGUGCUAUUUCAACAAGGUCUUUGGUGCAAAAGAAAGCGGACCCAGGAGCAUUUACGAUUCCUUAUACUAUCGGGUCUCUUGAUUUUCCUAAGGCCUUGUGUGAUUUGGGAGCGAGUAUUAACCUGAUGCCGCUUGCUGUUUAUAACCAGCUGGGUUUGGGGGAUCCUACACCUACAAACAUUCGACUAGUGAUGGCGAACAGGUCGGUAAAGCAACCGGUGGGUAUGUUGUAUGAUGUGCUAGUGAAGGUGGCAAGCUCUAUAUUCCCUACUGAUUUUGUUAUUCUGUUUUGUGAGGUGGACUUUGAAGUGCCCAUAAUCUUAGGUCGACCUUUCCUUGCAACUGGAAGCGUGCUUACUGACUUGCGAGCUAAUGAACUCUUAUUCAAGCUUAAUAAUGAAGUAGUAUGGUUUGAUGUGUUCCAAUAUCUGAAGCAACACAAGGAAAUGAGUGUCUUCUCUGUUGUGGAUAUUUAUUACGAGAAUGAGCAAAAAGUGCCGAUAAAGGAGAAAUUUAUUGUCCAGCCUUUGGCUGCUGUCUUGAUGAAUUUUGAUAGCAAAGGCAUCGAAAAGUAUGAGGAGACUAUUUGUCCCUUGACUGGAAUGGGAUCAUAUUCUUAUGUUCCCAAGAAGCCUGAUCUAGAUCUUAAAAAUCACCCAACACCACCGGUGAAGCCAUCUAUUGAAGAGCCACUAAUAUUGGAGUUGAAGGAAUUGCUAGGCCAUCUAAGGUAUAUGUUUCUAGGCAGUGGAAACACUUUACCCGUGAUUAUUACAGUAGAUUUAAGUGAGCAGCAAGUGGAAGAACUUAUCUCUGUACUUUAG